AUGUCUACAUCUAGUGGACAAUGGCCUGUCAAGUCGUAUCAACCACGUCACACAUCCUGGCCGUACAGCCCUUCAGACUUCACCAGACAAGACUCCACACCAGAUACGGGCUUCUACAGCGCACCACGGUUCGUCACGCACAUCGAUGACGCUGCGAUAGCAACGUUACGGGAGUAUUAUGACUCUGUCUUACCGCGCAAGGGGAGAGUACUAGACUUUUGCAGCAGUUGGAUUUCCCACUAUCCGGCGUCAGUUGAGACCGCUGCUGCGAGUGGCGACCUGAAAGUGACAGGACUCGGCAUGAACAAGGCUGAACUAGACGCGAACAAGGUGCUCAACAACGGGAAACUGCUGGUCGACCUGAAUGAUAACCCGAACAUUGCGCGUGCACUCCAGGAUGCAAAGCUUGUUGGGCAAAGUGAUGCCGAGAAGUUGGACGCUUCCACCAACGUAGUUAGCACGGACUACCUCACCCAACCCGUCGAAGUGCUCAAGAGUCUCCGCGAGGUCACCAGGACGGGCGGAAGCGUGCAUCUCACCAUCAGUAACCGCUGCUUCCCUACAAAAGCCAUCAGUAGGUGGCUGCACGUAGAUGAGGAGGAGCGGUUGCUAAUGGUUGGUGACUUUUUGCAUUUUGCUGGAUGGAAGGGAAUUGAGAUUGUGGAGUUGAGUAAUGGCAAGGUUGAGGAGAGCCAGCAGCAGCAGUCCGGUGCGUCGCAGACGGGCUUGCAGAGUCUGAUGAGCUGGAUGGGAAUGAAUCGUAGGGAUCCGCUGUGGGUUGUGAGGGCGGUGAAGUAG
Baudoinia panamericana UAMH 10762 is the source of this 798-nucleotide messenger RNA. RefSeq lists its product as uncharacterized. NCBI's taxonomy places the organism in Eukaryota, Fungi, Ascomycota, Dothideomycetes, Mycosphaerellales, Teratosphaeriaceae. The transcript has a single exon. Bases 1 to 798 code for a protein of 265 amino acids. The record is from RefSeq and is a predicted model, not a curated record.